GAUGUACUAUCCUCAAAGUACACAUUCUGUACUUUGAUGUGGAGAAACACAAAAAAGCAAAGAUGGUUCUUCUAAUGGGCUUGUGGUUUACUGUUGUGAUUUUUCUCCUCGGCAUUCCCAGAGAUCACUGUGUCCAGAUCAUUGGUGGAAAAGAAUCAGUUCCACAUUCAAGACCUUUUAUGGCCAAGAUCAAAGGCUCGAGUAUUUGUGGGGGAACCCUGAUCAAAUCAAACUGGGUAUUAACAGCAGCUCACUGCAACAUAACAAAAAACACUGAAGUUAUUCUUGGAAUUCAUUCAGAAAAAGACACAACAAAACAAGUUUUCAAAAUUAAUAAGCACAUUCCUCAUCCAUGCUAUGAUUCCGGCACAAGGGAGAAUGACAUUAUGCUUCUUCAGCUUAAUAAACAAGCAAAACUUGACAAGAAUGUCGCUAUCGUCAAGCUUCCUCGGGUGUCUAGUGACCUCAAGGCAGGAACACAGUGUCUGGUAGCUGGUUGGGGGAUUACUAAGAGUGGAAGCAAAACACCAUCAGAUGUCCUCCGUGAAGUUAAUGUUACUGUCAUUGCAAGAAGCAUCUGCAAUGAUCAAAAGCACUAUAAUUCUCGGCUUUUAGUGACAAAGAAUAUGGUCUGUGCUGGUGACAAGAAAGGAGGCAAGGAUGCAUGUUAUGGUGAUUCUGGUGGGCCUUUGAUAUGCAAAGGGGAACAAAGAGGCAUUGUGUCCUGUGGUAUAAAAUGUGGAAUGCCUCAGUAUCCUGGUAUCUACACCCUUCUGACAAAUAAAUAUUCUCAUUGGAUAAAGAGUGUUAUACAAGGCAGCUUAUAGAAUUAUCAUUUGAUGUUGACAUUCUUUUUUAUUAUAUCCAUUCAUUAUGAUUUCUUGGAGACAAUCUUUUCCAGCUUUUUCCCUCCAGAUAUAUUUGACUAGUCACACCACACUCAGCUAGCACAACCAUUGAGCCUGCUGGCUAAAAAUAAUAGUGACUUUCGAUGAAUUCAUCUGGAGGGUAACUGAUCAGUUUGGGUAUUUAGGUUUUCUAUUUAAAUGCAACUUCAUCACAAAGUUUUCUUUUCCUUUAUAAAAGUUAAGCACGAGUUUCUAUAAAUUCUUUCUCUUUAUUUUUCUCUCUCUGUGUGUGUGCGCGCACUUACUCUACUAGAUAAAGUUAUUCCCAUGUUUAUCACAAAUAAAAUGGUAGUAUAUUUCCAGAAAGCAGAAGAAAAU
Molecule: messenger RNA, 1226 nt
Organism: Pseudonaja textilis
Lineage: Eukaryota; Metazoa; Chordata; Lepidosauria; Squamata; Elapidae
Product: granzyme A-like
Biological process (GO): proteolysis
Molecular function (GO): serine-type endopeptidase activity
Source: RefSeq, a predicted model, not a curated record